Patella vulgata (common limpet) is the source of this 11252-nucleotide messenger RNA. Its product is annotated as TBC1 domain family member 5. The coding region runs from base 217 to 2655 and encodes 812 amino acids. NCBI's taxonomy places the organism in Eukaryota, Metazoa, Mollusca, Gastropoda, Patellidae. Gene Ontology annotation, molecular function: GTPase activator activity. Gene Ontology annotation, biological process: activation of GTPase activity. The record is from RefSeq and is a predicted model, not a curated record. The transcript is spliced from 21 exons.
AUCAUGUGACUUUCUUCCAUAUUUACAUCUCUGAAAGACGUCUGCUGAUGGAACAGGUUGUCAUGUAAAUUCCAGUUUCAGGACAUAUUGGCACUAAUCUACAUGUUAAAAUUUGUCCAUUCUUUCAGAUGAUGUAGGUAUGAUUGGCAGAUUGACUUCAUCAAGUUUUUGUUAGGAAGAAUUUGUCCAGGGAUAAUAGUAAAUGUUGUAUGAGCUAUGGAGACUGUUUUAGGGAAGUUACGGCAAUCAACCAGUAGAAUUGCUCGUAGAGCAUCGCUGACAGGGAAUGGUGCCCCAUCAGUUACUAAAGAUGAGAUUAUUGAAACCAUUGAUAAAUUUAUACCACCUGUAACUCCAGAGUCAGAUAACAAUAAUCUGAAAAAGGCUGGUAGUCAUGACAAUGGUAGUCCAGGUUCAGAAUCAUCGUCUGCCAGCCAUGCUCAUUCAUACAGCUCUGAAUGGGAAAGACUUUUUAUGAGACAGAAUUAUUUUAAGAAACUACAAGAACAGGGGAUGGACGGAAAUUUACGAUCGAGUCGGUUCCGCAGUGUCUGUUGGAAGUUAUAUCUAAAAGUUCUACCAGAAGAAAAAGAGAAUUGGUCAGAACAUUCACUGCUGUGGAGAAACAAGUAUGAAGAUCUCAAAAAUAAAUUAAUUGUAAACCCGAGAAAAGAAGUUGAAGGGAUCGAUCUCUCUCUUAAUAAUCCCCUGUCACAGAAUAACGAGAGUCCAUGGAAUAAGUUUUUUCAGGAUAAUGAGUUACGACUGACUAUAAAACAAGAUGUCAUCAGAACUUUUCCUGAGUUAGAGUUUUUUAAAUCUGAAGUUUUACGUGAGAUGAUGAUCGAUAUUCUGUUUUGUUUUAGUCGUGAACAUUAUAAUUUAUCUUAUAAACAGGGUAUGCAUGAGUUAUUGGCACCGUUGAUAUUUGUGUUACACUGUGAUCAUCAGGCGUUUCAACAUGCUUGUGAGAUAGAGAGUAUCCAAGAAUUGAUUAAAGAUAUUAUGAAUCCAAGUUACCUGGAACAUGAUGCAUAUGCCAUGUUUUGUCAAGUGUUAGAAACAGUUGAACCUUGGUAUAUGUCGAAAGACUUUGUUAUUUCUCAAUAUCGGGGUAAAGAUUUUAUCAAUGCUCAACCUUUUGCUAAAUGUCAGGAUUUAAACCCAUCUAAUAGAAUUGUUACCAAAUUAACUAGGAUACAAGAUUAUAUCUUAAAAAAACAUGACUCAGAAUUACAUCUUCAUCUGGAGAGAUUAGAAAUAGCUCCACAGAUUUAUGGCAUUCGUUGGAUUCGGUUAUUGUUUGGUAGAGAGUUUCCUAUGCAGGAUUUAUUGAUGUUAUGGGACGCCAUAUUUGCCGAUGGAAUCGGAUUUGAUCUAGUGGAUUAUUUAUUUGUUUCAAUGUUACUCUACAUCAGAGAUCUAUUGUUAUCCAGUGAUUAUGCGACAUGUUUGAGUACAUUAAUGAAGUUUCCACCUGUACCUGAUGUUCAUUAUUUUAUAGUUAAAUCUCUCUAUCUUAGAGAACCUAACCAAUAUCCACGGCCACCAAAUUACACAUACCAGACUGUUAAUAAAAUACCAGGAAAAACCAGGAAUCAUAAAGCUGCCCUUUCUAACAGCCGAUCUAAACACGGAGCAGGAGGAGUUGUGGGAGGCUUCUCAACAUUUUCUCGUAGAUUCAACAGACCCAAAACACUCGCUGUUUCAUCAUCUAAAAAACUGCCAAAAUCUUCGAGUGAACCGAUGAAUUUACAAACGGAGAUGUCACCAGCAAGCCCCAAUCCCCCGGAAGGAAAGCGAGGAUCUACGGCCAGUCUCCCAGUACUAGAGAACACCACGCUACGUCAGACACCAUCGGCUUCCAGUCUCGCCAGAUUAGAAACAUCCAGUUUACGAUCAUACCAUUCUAGUCCUGCUGGCUAUAGUCCUGGUGCUAUCAGUGAGAAUGAAUCGCUUCACAGUUCUCCUACCAAAUAUUCUACUCUCCCUAACAGAGGUGGCAGAAAUAGAGGUGGCAAAAAGCUCACCAAGAUGCAGGAGAAUGAUAUCCAACAUCAUAUAUCAUAUCUACAAGGUAGAUUAAAUGAAAAGGAGACCAUGUCCCGGUAUUGUUCAAGUAAACUGGAUGUACAUAUUGAUCGUUUACAGAGUGAAUUACAACAAAUAGACAUGGAACAAAAUGAGGAAAUAUUCCUGGCUUUAGCUGGAAUCAAACAGGUGAGAGAUGUCCUCAACGGAACUUUAAAAUUCUCCCAGAAUCUGCUGGAUGAAGACGAAAUAAACAUUAAUGACAACCAUUAUAAGGAUGACGUCGUCAUUAUGACUCCAGACUCCGACAUCGCUAUGACAGCAGAGCACGACAAUCGUCGAGAAUUACUGAGAAAACGACAGAAAAUGUUUUAUCAGAGUAGCGAAGAAAAUUCAGAAAAUGCUGAAUCACCUGAAUCAUUUAAUGGAGUUUUACGACCGAGAACUGAAUUUGAACUGGAUGAUUAUGAGAAACAUUCUAAAUUAAGGGGAGGUAAUGCUACUAGAAAUAAUAUGUCUGAAUCGACGAUAUCGGAAUCACAAACUAGCUUAUCGUCAGACAACAUGGUGGAGAGUCCCAACCCUUUGUAUCGCAUAGAAUCAUGGGAAGAAGUUAAUGGCUAGCCGAGUUUUUGAUUUCAGUUAGUUUUGAUUUGUUGCCAAUAUUUUCCUGUGAAAUGUGAUGUUAAACUGUGCAAUAAACAGCAAGCUUGUGAUAGUCAUGUGAUAGUCAUGUGACACUCAUUUGACACUGCGUAUAUCAUAAAUGUAUUAUAUUAAUUAUAUAACGACAAAAGAACAAAAAUCAUGACAGAAAUACAGGGAAAAGACAUGACAUACACGAGGCAGAAACCAGUGGUUUUAAACUCUCUUCAACACAUAGCUCCAACUGUUAAAUGUAGAGAUACACUGACACUCGUCAAACCUCAGCAGACUCCAGUAACCUACAUCGAGUCUUGGCUUUAUGACAAAGUUUGCCAUUGGAACUACUUUCAACACAUAGCUCCAACUGUUAAAUGUAGAGAUACACUGAAACUUGGCAAACCUCAGUAGACUCCAGUACCCUAUAUCUAGUCUCAGCUUUAUGACAAAGUUUGCCAUUGGAACUACUUUCAACACAUAGCUCCAACUGUUAAAUGUAGAGGUACGCUGAAACUCGGCAAACCUCAGCAGACUCCAGUACCCUACAUCUAGCCUCGGCUGUCUGAUGAAGUCUGCCAUUGGAACUACUUUCAAGUUCCCUGGAUUAUGGCAGUGUCCAUAAAGAAUGUUUUAUCAUACAUUGCUUUCUAAGCUGUUUGUCUUUCAAAUUUAUCCGAUUUUCAUUAAACAAGGACAACUUUGUAAUGAAAAUUCUCCACACUUUUUGAACUUCUUUCUAGAAGCAGCAAGUUUUCCUAAUAAGUAAACCGGUAGCCUCAUCGCAAUUGUAUAGAUGUAGGAACAUAUCACUUACUGUCAUACAGCCGAGGUUAGAUGAAGUGAACCGGAAUUUGCCGAGUGAUACGCUUCAAAGUAAUAAACCAGGGAGCUUAUUAGCAAAAACUUAAGUUUAAAUAUUUUUAUUGGUAUAAGUUUUAUCUCUUGGCCAAUGAAAUGGGUCCAUUCUUAAAAUAUUUUAGUUUAAGUUUUUGUGAGUAAGGUCCCUGAAUCGAAAUAAAAUGAAAUGGGGUUUAAAGUCCUUCUGUUCUGCUCUGACUGGGCUAAUGGAGACAGGGCCCCUGAAUCCUACACAUAACUGACAUUUUUCUAACAUAAUCUCCCUUCAACAUUCUGUCACCAAAAAUAUCUUUUCUUCAACAUAAUGUGCUUUGGGCUUUCAUCGUCAGUGAAUCCAAGCAACAGCUAUAUCAAUGAACUUAUCUGCAAAGUAAAGAUAACCACACCCAUUUGACAACAGCACACAUUUUAUAAGAUUUGUGAAAAUUUCUACCACGUCAUUAAAAAUAACAGUUUUUGCAGAAAGUUCAGACUAAAUGUUUUAACAUUACUGCUAUCUUUUUCUUUCUAAAGAAAACUUACAUUUUGAUUAGAAAACACAAACUUCAAAUAUGAUAAUUCAUUUAAUUUUUUGAAUUGUCAGAAUAAAAUGUGACAACAAUGACAUGGUCUAAUUAAAUUCGUUGAUGUGGGGGAUGUGUUAAUCAUGAUGUAAUUCACACUGCAGAUUUGCAAAGUGUAGCCUUUACACUUCACUGUAAUGCUGAUGUUUGAAGCAGUGUUGCUCCCUAUGCUAGUAAUGUAAAUAGGCUUGGAGUUUUUUUCAUCUUGACAUUAAUGAAAGCAACCUAUAUACUUGGGCUUCACUAUAAUCAAGUAGUGUUGCUCCAUGGGUUCCAUGUCGGCCGUAUAUGAUCCCUAUUCUUAGGCAGUAAACAGACAUGAAGUUUGUUCUUCAACAUUGGUCAACAUUUUUGAAAACGAUGUUGUAAAAUACUUUUAUUCUGUAUUACUUCAACGGUAAGCUGAUACCAUUGACUACUGAAGCUAGGCCUUUUAGUAAUGACAAUUUUUGUCAUUAAAUCAUAUAAGUGAUCAGUAUUCUAAACUAAUGUUAAGUAUGUAAAGAUAGUGGUUAGAAAAUAUACAGUUGUCAUUAAUUAGCAGGUGUGUAACUAGCCGUAAAAGAUAUCACUACUUGUGUAAAAGUGUGACUAUUUAUAAAACCCAUCACUAUUGAAUACACAAACCUGGACAAUAGUGAUCUAUAUCAUUCAAUAGUCAUAGUUUUAACAUCUCAGUGACAAACCACCUACUUAAUGACAACUCCAUGAUUACUAACAAUUUAAUUAACUAAUACUCAUUACGUAUAUAAACUGACAACUUUGAUCUAUUAGUGUCGUAUAUUUUCAUUUAUAACAGUAAUUUGUUGCUUAGUCAACGAUAUCAACUUUACAGUGAUAUUUAUGUCAGGAAUACUAACUACAGAUAUGAAUUUCCAUCUUUCUUACAAAAAUAUCAAUCUGCAUGUGCUGUCAUACUAUGUCCAUAUCAAAUCUGGACGUUAUUUCUUCGGGAACAUCAUUAAAAUUUUGCUUCUUCAUUUAAAAAACGAAAAGUUCUUAUUGACUUUUUUGUUUAAAAUUGUUUAAGUUUUCAAAUUUUAAACAAAAUAUAUCGUCCAUGAGACUUGAAUACCAGUAGUUAUUUAGUGAUUAGGACCUCAUGGAAUUAAAUAUUAAAUUAGUCUAAUUAUUGUUUUAUUAACUAAGAAUUGAUUUUGUUUAGUUAUUGUUUUGUUAAGAUUAUGUUAAUCAACUUGUUAAUUUGUUGUUUAUUUACAGAAUUAUUUUAUUUUAAAUAUAAAAUGUGAUAAAAAUAAGGCUAGAAAGUAAAAUAUUGUUUCCAUUGUCAAUUCAUGCCCCCGUCAGACCGGAAUGGUGUUUUUAAUGCGCUGCUGCGACAGUAGUAUCGACCAGAAUAUGCACAAGGUCGCCGGCAAACAUGAACGCAACGCGAGAAAAUGUCCAUAAAAAUUACAAACACAGCUUUCCAGGUCAGAUCACAGAAGCUUGGCGGUUGUUUUGAACAUGCCCAAAACGAAUGCCGUUACUCGGCAACCAUUUGCGACCAUGGACACCACAGCACGACAUCUGACAUUUCCACCUCACUUAUGGCGAUCUUGAUGCGCUCUGAGACCAUUUUCCGUCGCCAUAGCAGCGAAGUAAGGAUGCCACCCCGGUCUGACGGGGGUAUUACUCGGACUAGGAAAAGUAAAGAUUAAUGACAUGAAAUUAAUGUGUCUCAGCUAUUGGGUUCAUGAGUAAUGCUCUGGCACAACAACUCAAGUAUCACGUAGUUGUGGUGUUUUAGCAGGUGUUUCUGUAUUUGAUGUUUGGUUUGAAACCAUGAGAAUCAUCAAACAAUUAGUGUUUCCGUAUUUAAUGUUUCGUUUUAAACCAUUGUUGACAAAUUGUAAAAUUUGUUGAGAAUCAUCAAACAAUAAGUGGUUCGUACUGUCGUGUGGUUUAAAAUGGUCUGUCAAGAUUAGAUAACAACUUUGAUAUUUUUAUCGCAAAUUGCGACUUUGGCGACCAACAGUGUGAACCCUGAUAACAUCAAUCUGACUAAAUACAGAUCUAUAUUUCGUUUCGUUUUUUUUUAUACUCUCGUUGGCCUACACUACAUGAAGAUCUGACCGGUUGUAACUAUAGGUCGCGUCAGAGGUCAUAUGAGCGGCUUUUGACCCUAUGACGUCAGACAUUUGAUUAACCAAUCAGCAUUGAUGUUACUAGUGGAUUACCCACAGUUCCGUUCAAAACACGCCUAAAGCUCGCCGUAACAGACCGUUUCAUUGGCUAAUAGCUCACAUCAUUCAGAAGACAAUAAUGAUAACAACUCUUCCAGAUCCUAGUAUAGUAAAGACAAGUAAAGCGAAAUUUUAAACUAUAAAAAAACAAAACGAAAUAGGAUCUGUGUUUUAAUCAGAUUGUGAUAACAUGUAUUUGGUUUACAACUGUUUACUUUCUCAAGUGGUAUUUGAGUAAUUUAUAGAUUAAUUAAUUGGUGCUCUUGGUGACCAUAUUGUCUUUUGCCCCGUUUACACUUGGCCGCGAUAAGCGUGCCGUUCUGGGCACGGUACCAGGCCGCGAUAAAUUUCAAGAAAUUGACCCGUUUACAUUACUCUAAAAUAACUGGUCUCAGAACCGUUCCAAGCACGCUAAAUGUGGAACUCUUCACAGAAAAGUUAAUUUCAGUCCCUAUACAAAUUACCCAGAUGAAAACAAUUAUGAUUGUUGAUUUAGUUUGAGCAGCCAUUUUGACAGAACUGAUGACAGAGCUGUCAAAGUUUGUGGGGGGGGGGGGAAGGUCAAGGUUCAUUUGUCGCAUGCGUAGUAAUCUGUGCUCAGACCGGUUAGCGUUUACACUACGAAAAUUUAAAGCGAGCCGGUCCUGGUACCGUUCCGAGACCACCUCACUUCAGUGGGCCAGAUUGGCACUGUACCAGGUGCGGCACGCUUACGUUUGACCCGUGUACACUUCAAAAAAGCGAAGCGUGCCGUACCUGGUACCCUGCCUGGUACGCUUUAAAUUUGUAAUGUAGACAGGGUUUAUAAGUGACAGUUAACUCUGUUCGAUGCAGACCAGGCCCCAAGUUCACAAAGCAUUCUGAGACUUAAGUUAAGCAUUUAUUCAACUUUCAAUCACUGUUUAUGAGAAAUAUAUUUGAUUCAGAAACACAAAACCAUAUUGUCUAUAAGUGAUAGUUAACUCUGUUCGAUGCAGACCAGACCCCAAGUUCACAAAGCAUUCUCAGACUUAAGUUGAGAAUUUACUCUACUUUCAAUCACUGUUUAUGAGAAAUAUCUUUGAUCUAGAAACACAAAACUUUUCACAUAGUUUCUUAUUGAUGUAUUUGAUACAUUAAAACAACAAAAGUUUUAUAAAGAGCUAUAUUUUAGUUAAAAUAAGGCAAACAAUUUUGAGUAAAUUCUUAACUUAAAGUCUUAGAAUGCUUUGUGAAUUCGGGGCCUGAGUACAAGACGGACAUUAUGUCCACACGGUGGAUCUGUGAAACUAAUUGUAAAAUAUUUGUUUGAUAUGUAUUUUACCUGUUAAUAUGCUCCACAGGCCUUCAAUGUCCAUUAUUUAUAUAUGUAUGAUAAUAAGAAAUCCAUAGGCUUAAUUAUAAUAUUUAUUGCUUCAAGACAAUGGCAUGCAGAGGUUUUGUGAUGCCUGGGGACAACACAUGAAAACUCAAGUAUAGGUCCUAGUAAUCAGAAAUGUGUAAACAAAAUUAAGUUGGGAAAUAUGUACACCAAUGUUAACAGCGAUAAUUUCAAAUUGAAAAAAACUUAAUUUUAAUUUUGCCGUUUGAAUUGAUGGAAGGGGGGGGGGGGAGGAUGGCCGAAGGUUAACGUGUGUGCGUUGCAUCAUAAGGUCUACCAUUGAGUCUAAUGAUUUUCUGAUAAUUACUUAAUGAGUUGUUACUCUUAAUCAGAUUUUAAUGUAUUAUAAAUGUUUCAUUACCGAAAAAAGUAAAAAUAUGCGACAACUCUUGUUGACUGCCCGGAUGAUAUAGCUGCUGUGGGCGUAUGUUUCGUUGCCCGGCAACCUAUCUUUGAAACUUCCCACAAACAUUGAAUAAAUAAAACCCUUCUUUGAUUGGCAUUUAGUAAUUGAACAUAUUAACACAAGGGACAAGGUAUUAUUUGCUUGAUAAAGACAAGAGUAUCUUCGUGGAGUCGCUUAGUAUUAAACUCGGUAAUUGUGUAUCCAUAAAAUUAUACCUUGUGUUGAAUAAAACCUUUUUGAAACUUGUUUAAUCCAAAAAAAUAAUUAGGACAGUUCUUUUUUAAAAACAAAACUAGUUUCCUUCGCAUAAAUUUGCCAAAAGAGAAAUAAGUUUUCUUGAUAAUGGACCCAGCCAAAUAACAAAGUGUAUAUUAUAUAAACCUCAUUUAAACUUGAUGUAAAUAUAAUCUGCCUUUCUUUUUAAGAUUUUUAAAUAUUGAAUGUGUUGUUUUGAUCUACAUUUUAUACUCUGACUUGAAACAUUCCGUAUGGUUCUUUGUUUGUUGUGUUGUCUUUAGUCAGAAAUGUUGAGUGUUUGUUUGUUGUGUUUGUUUUUAGUCAGAAGUAUUCUGUGUGGUUCUUUGUUUGUUUGUAUUUAGUCAGAAUGAAACCAUAAACUAAUAUUUCAUAUAGUAUAGUCAUUUUGAUUGUUUGUAACAUAUUCAUUUGUAGGCCUAUGUACAAAGUUACAAAACAAGAUUCAUUCCGACUGUAUUAAACAUACAUUAUGCUAAAUACAGAGCUAAAUCUGCCUAUUGUAGGUCAACGCUACCCUGCGAUAUUUGUUGGAUUGUGAUCCGAUUUGCUGCAUAACUUUCUUUCUCGAUUUAACGAUUAAAUGGAUAAUCGAGACUAUGAUUUUUGUCGUACCCACUUUAGUAAUGAUGACCGAGGCUAUGCGGAACUUUUGAUCGCUUAUUUCUCGGUUCAUAGUGGAUCAAUUUGACUGAAAUUUUCAGCAAAUUGCCUUUACAUUAUCUAGUUUUUAACUAUUGUAGUUAGAACUGCCAGCUCGUUAUCUAAUCUCCAAUAAUGUAUCUUUAAACAUGAACAUUGUUAAGAUCAACAAAAUAUUUUAUAUCUCAACAAUACCUUAUGUAAAAUAAUGACAAGGAGUAGGGUCGCCUGUCCAAUUGAAAUUCUACAUAAUACCAUAUAUGUCAACUGAAAUUCAACAUAAUACCUUAUUUUUAAACUAAAUUCAACAUUAUACCUUAUAUAUGUCGACUACAAUAUCUUGUAUGUUAACUAGAUUAAAACAUAAUGCCUUGUAUGCAAAAUGAAUUUUAACACAAUACCCUAUAUUAUGUAAAAUAAAAUUUAACAUAAUAAUGUCUACUAAAAUUCAAUUAUCAACUCUCGAUGGCAUCACUAGCGUGCGAUAUUUUCUGGAUUAUGAUCCCAUUUGCUUCUUGACUUCUAUUCAUAAUUUAAUCAUGAAAUGGAUGAUCAAGACUAUGUUUUUUAUUGUAGUAAUGAUGAUCGAGGCUAGGCCAAAAUUUCAAUCGCUUCAUUCUCGGUUCAUAGUGUAUCAAUUUGACAGAAAUUUUCAGCAAAUUGCCUUUACAUUAUCUAGUUUUUAACUGUUAUAGUGAGAACUGUCAGCUCUUUAUCUUAUCUCCCAUGACGUUAACUACCCCCUAUUGCGUAAUUAAUUUGACGAAAAACGUCAUUUUUGGGCCUAUUUUUUCCUGAAUACAAAUUUUAAUGGUCUUAAACCAUAUUAAAACUAACAGUAAAUAAAAUUGUCUCCCUUCAAUUAGAUUUCCUCGACCAGGCGUAAUAUAACGUCUUUCGCAUACGUCUUUCGCAUGCUGAGAUCGUGUUCGAAGAAUAGGUUGGGGAAAAUACCUCCAGGGCGUUAUAUUACGUCCUACACACGGUGAGUGGCAGUUGUCCUACGCAGUUGUCCUAACGUCCUACGCAGUUAAGGGGCUAAUGUAUCUUUAACAUAUGUCCAGUAGAAUAUUACAAGUAAUUUCUAUAAGUGUAAAAUAAAUUCAACAAAAUACCUUAUGUAAAAUAAAGUUUUACAUAAUGCUUUACAAGUCUACCAUAUUAACAUAAUACUUUACGUUGACUAAAAUACCUUAUGUAAAAUAAAGUUUUACAUAAUACCUUACAAGUCAACCAUAUUAGCAGUUAAGGGGCUAAUGUAUCUUUAACAUAUGUCCAGUAGAAUAUUACAAGUGAUUUCUAUAUGUGUAAAAUAAAUUCAACAAAAUACCUUAUGUAAAAUAAAGUUUUACAUAAUACCUUACAAGUCAACCAUAUUAACAUAAUACUUUACGUUGACUAAAAUACCUUAUGUAAAAUAAAGUUUUAAAAUAAUACCUUACAAGUCUACCAUAUUAACAUAAUACCUUACGUUCACUAAAAUACCUUAUGUAAAAUAAUGUUUUAACAUAAUACCUUACCAGUCAACCAUAUUAACAUAAUACCUUAUGUUGACUAAAAUAUCUUAUGAAAUGGAAUUUUAUAAAAUACCUUAAGUCGUCUUAAAUUCAACACAUUGCACCCCAGUGAGAUGUCCGUGUAUAUUUCCAUAUAUUUUUGACAUACAACUAAUAAAAUUGUCUGUAAUCGUAUGCAUAUAAAUUCUGCUAAUUAAUGAAAUUCAACGUGUAAAUUAUGCUAAUUAAUAGAAUACAACAUAAAAGUGGUGGAAUUCUCAACAUAUAAUUUAUGUUAAUUAGUGAAAUUUAAAAUACAGAUUAUACUAAUUAGUUGAAUUCAAUAUAUAAAUUAUUCUAAUUAGUGAAAUUUAAAAUAUAGAUUAUGCUAAUCAGGGGAAUUCUCAACAUAUAAAUUAUGCUAAUUAGUGAAAUUUAAAAUAUAGAUUAUGCUAAUCAGGGAAAUUCUCAACGUAUAAAUUAUGCUAAUUAGUUAAAUUUAUUAUAUAGAUUUUGGUAAUUAGUGAAAUUUAAGAUAUAAAUUAUGCUAAUCAGUGGAAUUCUCAUCAGAUAAAUUAUGCUAAUUUGUGUAAUUGAAUCCUCAACAGAUGAAUUCUUGACCUUGUGGUGUUCUAAUUAACUUUUAUUGGUGUAAAUGAUCAACUUAGCUUUUAUCUGUAAUAUAUUUAUUGUGAUAUCAAGUUUAAAAUGUCUUUUUCAUGCUGUUUUCUGUAUUAAAUUGUGCUGCUUUGUAAAUAAGAAAUCAUUAAUUGUCUUUCAUAAUAUUAAAUUGAUUAAAGUUCUUCUAAGUAC